Molecule: messenger RNA, 558 nt
Organism: Aspergillus nidulans FGSC A4
Lineage: Eukaryota; Fungi; Ascomycota; Eurotiomycetes; Eurotiales; Aspergillaceae
Product: nuclear cap-binding protein subunit CBC2
Exons: 4
Coding region: 1-558 (185 amino acids)
Biological process (GO): mRNA transcription by RNA polymerase II; mRNA export from nucleus; mRNA splicing, via spliceosome
Cellular component (GO): nuclear cap binding complex; commitment complex; nucleus
Molecular function (GO): nucleic acid binding; RNA cap binding; RNA binding
Source: RefSeq, a predicted model, not a curated record
AUGAGUAUACCGGAGCGACGUAACACGGUUGAGCGGCUCGACCGGCCCAGCGCCUACUAUUUAAGCAAGAAUAAAAGGCGCAAGUACAGUUCCGAUGAGUCGGAGGAGCAGAAAGACCCCAUGGAAGGUCUGAGGGAUGCCACGACUCUUUAUGUUGGUAAUCUAUCCACGAGCUCUUCUCCAAGUUCGGUUUCCCAGCCGCACAACCCGGAUCUUUUGCUAACCCGAUUUAGAUGCGGAGAGAUAAAGCGCCUUGUAAUGGGCCUCGACCGAUACAACAAAACUCCUUGCGGAUUCUGCUUCGUUGAAUACUAUACGCAUCAAGACGCUCUUGAUUGCUUAAAAUACAUUGGUGGUACAAAGUUAGAUGAGAGAAUCAUCAGGACGGACCUUGAUCCGGGAUUCGAGGAAGGCCGACAAUACGGACGAGGUAAAUCCGGUGGCCAGGUCCGUGACGAAUACCGAGAAGAGUACGAUCCUGGUCGUGGCGGUUACGGGCGAGCAUACGCGGAUGAUCAACGACGACGUGAAGAAGAGGAGUAUGGAGCCGGUAGGUAG